Desarmillaria tabescens is the source of this 2405-nucleotide messenger RNA. RefSeq names its product Metallo-dependent phosphatase-like protein. Gene Ontology annotation, molecular function: 3'-5'-DNA exonuclease activity; single-stranded DNA endonuclease activity; manganese ion binding. Gene Ontology annotation, biological process: double-strand break repair via homologous recombination; mitotic intra-S DNA damage checkpoint signaling; double-strand break repair via nonhomologous end joining. The transcript has 13 exons. The coding region runs from base 66 to 2237 and encodes 723 amino acids. Gene Ontology annotation, cellular component: site of double-strand break; Mre11 complex; nucleus. Lineage: Eukaryota; Fungi; Basidiomycota; Agaricomycetes; Agaricales; Physalacriaceae. The record is from RefSeq and is a predicted model, not a curated record.
UUGACUCUUGCACCUGUCCUUCUCGCUGCUCACCUGUGUUCUCGCCUUUGUGUCCAAGGAAAACUAUGGAAGAAGAGUCAGCGAUAGGCUCUCCGCGACCUGCUGCGAGGAUACAGAAUGAAUUCCCUGACGAUACCGUAAAGAUUAUGCUGGCUACCGACAAUCACAUUGGAUACCUGGAGCGCGAUCCAGUUCGUGGCCAGGAUUCUAUCAACACCUUUCGGGAGAUCCUGCAGCUAGCAGUGAAACAUGACGUCGACUUCGUCCUACUCGCGGGUGACCUUUUCCACGAAAAUAAGCCUUCUCGCAGCUGCAUCUAUAAUACCAUGGCACUUCUGCGCGAAUACACCAUGGGUGACAAACCGGUCCAAGUCGAACUGAUGAGUGACCCAGAUGAUGGAAAGGCGGAUGGUUUCUCGUUCCCCGCCAUCAACUACGAAGAUCCCAACUUUAAUGUUGGCAUCCCAGUGUUUUCGAUCCACGGCAACCACGAUGAUCCUCAGGGCGCUGGCGCAGAUGGUGCCUUAUGUGCCCUGGACGUUCUCUCCGUCUCUGGUCUUCUAAAUUAUAUGGGCAAAAUUGAUCUCCCGGUAUCAGACGCCGAAGCCCCAACGACAGGGAUCGCCAUUCGGCCCGUGCUUCUGCGAAAGGGGAACACACAUCUCGGACUGUAUGGUAUUGGUAAUGUUAAAGACCAGAGAAUGCACUUUGAACUUCGGAGUAAUCGCGUUCGGAUGUUCAUGCCAAAGAACAAGGAAGAAUGGUUUAACAUACUACUCCUGCACCAGAACCGCGUCAAACAUGGCCCUCAAGAGUGCGUUCCAGAGGGUAUGUUUGACGAUAGCAUAGAUCUGGUUGUGUGGGGACAUGAGCACGACUGUCGUAUUGUUCCGGAGCCAGUUGGAGGCAAAGAAUAUUAUAUCACUCAACCUGGCUCCUCUGUUGCAACUUCCCUUGCCGAUGGAGAGGCACUGGAGAAACAUGUAGCUCUGCUGAAAAUCCAAGGCAAGGACUUCCAGUUGUCUCCGAUACCCCUACGCACAGUUCGACCCUUCGUGAUCGAGGAAGUCGUCCUGAGCGAAGUCGCAGAAGAGGAGGGCUUCGAACUCGACGACCAGAUGGCCAUUACGAAGUUCCUCAAAGGCAAGGUGAACAUUCUGAUUGACCAAGCCAACACACUGUGGGACGAACGCAAUGCUCGCGCAGUCGAAGAGGGAGAAGAGGAGCUCCCACGUAUGCUUCCCCUCGUCCGACUCAAAGUCGAUACUACUGGCGUCAGCGAAAUGUCAAAUCCCAUUCGUUUUGGGCAGGAAUUCCAAGGCCGGAUAGCUAAUCCGCGAGACUUGCUCGUCUUCCACCGGACGAAGAAAUCCACUCGGGCUUCAAAAGUGGCUAUCGACCAGCCAGAACUGAGUAUAGACGAUCCCAAUAUGAGCGCAUCAGAAAAGUUGGAAAAAGUGAGGGUAUCGACAUUGGUGAAAGAAUACCUUGCGGCGCAGGAACCACAACUACUUGGAGAAAAUGGAAUGUCAGAUGCGAUACAGAUAUUCGUGGAAAAGGACGACACACAUGCUAUUCAAUCACACGUCGGCAAAGUUCUCAAGUCUAUGAUGAAAGAUGUCAAAGCAAAUGGAGAGAUCGACGAAGAUGACCUUGAUGAUGUGCUCACGAAAGUCAGAGCGCAACAAGAGAAGGAGUACGAAGAAAGCCAACGCCCGACAAAAUCAGCGAAAGCCAAGGGCAAAGCGAGAGCGGAAGAAUCCGAUGCUCCUUCUGAGGAUUCGAUGAUGAUGGAGAUAGACACGGGCAACAUUGGUCGUGUCUCUGACUUUGACGAGUCAGAUGAGCCCGCACCCAAGAAAAAGGCACCUGCCAAGAAGGCCCCCGCAGCGAAGAAAGCACCUGUCAAAAAGGCACCAGCCAAAAAAGCACCUGCGAAAGGUCGGGGAAAGAAACAAGUCGAAAGUGACUCGGAUGAAGUCAUUGAGAUACCCGAUGAUAUCGAUGACGAUGACGACGAAGAUGAAGAGGAACCAGCGCCAAAACCCACGAAGAGGACGAAUAGGGCUGCAGUGCUCAGCCAACCUGCACCAAAGAAAGCUCCAGCCAAGAAAAAGACUACAGCAACGACCGCGAAGCAAUCUCAGCUCAGCUUUGCUCCCACUGCAGGACGGUCUUCAAGAGCUGCUGCGACGAAGGCGAAAGCGAAAAUGGUGGUCGAUUCGGACAGCGAAUAAAGUAUGCUUACUUGUUUUGCGCUUACGGUGCUUACGAUGGAUGGUUGGGCCAACUGAUACGUUGGACCACGAUUGUAUAUAUGCUUUCAUAUAUUUCCCUAAGUACAAUCUGUGUUUUGUUUCCACCAUGUAGCCGGCAAUCCCGGACCGGUGUCAUGCGCGUCAGUG